Messenger RNA from Periophthalmus magnuspinnatus, 865 nucleotides. Its product is annotated as rano class II histocompatibility antigen, A beta chain-like. Gene Ontology annotation, molecular function: MHC class II protein complex binding. Gene Ontology annotation, biological process: peptide antigen assembly with MHC class II protein complex; immune response; immunoglobulin production involved in immunoglobulin-mediated immune response. The record is from RefSeq and is a predicted model, not a curated record. Gene Ontology annotation, cellular component: membrane; MHC class II protein complex. The coding region runs from base 122 to 865 and encodes 247 amino acids. The transcript is spliced from 5 exons. NCBI's taxonomy places the organism in Eukaryota, Metazoa, Chordata, Actinopteri, Gobiiformes, Gobiidae.
UGUGCAUACCUGGCUGUUAGAUGCAACUUGGUACUUCCUGAUAGAUCUGACGAGUUUCUCCUUUCAACAGAAUUUGGACUUUAUUGUUUGUCCUUUUUUAUUUUUGACAAACACUGGCACUAUGAAUAACGUAGGAGCACAUUUACUUGUUUGUUUAGCUUUAAUUUUCAAAACAGAGGCACACUAUGCAAUGGGUUUAUGGAGGCUUCAGUUCAGUGCGGACGAUGGCCAUGAUGUCCUGUACACUAACCUAAUAUAUUACAAUAAGAAGCUCCUAAUUUCAUACAACAGCACAGAGGAGAAAUUCAUCGGCUACACAGAGGAGGCAAUGAAAAUUGCAGAUGUCUUCAACAAAAACACAUAUUAUCUAGAAGAGCAGAAAAGAACCCUUGAAAACUCUUUGCAGUAUAUCUCAGAAACAAUGAAGAUUGUUGAUGCAGCAGCACCACAAGAGCCUCAAGUCCGAGUGUUCUCCACUAAAACAGGAAGCAGUGACCACCCUGGCAUCCUGGUGUGCAGCGCCUACAGUUUUUAUCCCAAACCCCUCACUCUGACAUGGUUCAGGAACGAGGAGGAGGUGACAUCCGGUGUGACAUUCACUGAUGAGAUGUCCAAUGGAAACUGGCUAUACCAGAAGCACUCCUACCUGGAGUACACACCUACAGCAGCAGACCACAUCUCCUGCAUGGUGGAGCACGCCAGCCUCCGCACUCCUAAACUCUACCCAUGGGAGAACUUUCCAGAGUCGAGAAGAAACAAGCUGAUAGUUGGGACUGGAGGGCUGCUGCUGGGACUAGCCUUUAUUAUAGUCGGUGUUGUUUACUAUAUAAAACAUAUGAGAGGUCAUGUGUUGGUGCCAAAUUAA